GAUUUAAAACAGAAUUGUGGUGAAAUGCCUACAAACAAAAAAAAGAGAAGAAUGUGCCCAUGACCACAGGGAUUCGCUGGAGAAGACAGCAAAGGGAAGAAGGAAAUAUCGGAAGAAAACAUCCAUCUGUCAGUAUGGGGCACGAAAAGGAUUAAACUUCGUAUCACCACUAAUGAAACAGGCGUCAUCUUGGCUCUACUAGAGCCAGCUGAUACCGAAGAAGUGUAAUGACCGCUUGCACCAGUUUAUAGAGAAUAAAACAAAACGCAGUGUACAGAUUUUAUCACAGAAUUCGCAACAGAUAGAAAAAAAAAGAUUUAAACGAUUACGUGACACUAUUUUUUUAAUUAAAUGUCUUUUAGUGUAUGAUUUGAUUUUAAGUUUACUCAAGUGCAUAGCAAAAGGUCGCAUUACAAAAUAGGAUGUCACAUUAAAAUUAGAGAUACUGUUCAAUUAUUCGUACUUAACUCUUUAUUAUAUAAAAAAAUAGUACAUACUGUACUAUAUUGAGUUUUUAAAACGUUAUGCAUCUAUUCCUAUCCUGACUAAGAUGACUAAACAAACAUUAUUACAUGCUUAUAGACAUGCCCAAAAUCUUAAUUUGAUAGUUAAAAAAAUAAAUAAAAUCUCACUGUUAAUAAGAGCAUAAGAAAUUCAUGAAAGUCAUUAGGCCCCCUGAUGCUCACUCGCUUUGGUGCCAGCGUGACCCGUUAGCACUCAGGAGAAGAACAACAAACCCCUCUAACCAGGUUAGUAGGGGAAAUGAAACCUCUGGGAAUCUGUGGCUGGACUGUCCGUCCUUCUUCCAGGAGGCUAGCUAAAGGUCUUAAUUGUGGUCAAAUUUCCAAGUACACUAUACUGUAAUUGUACCAUUAAUCAUGCAAGACUGGAGUUCCUAGUGAUACAGUGGUAGUAUUAAACAAAAUGCACUAUACAGUAGUUUUGAGAGCUAAUGUCUAACGACUUUGCAGUCUCACAAAAGUAUACAAUAUACUUUGGUAAUUGUGCAGGUUAAUUUACCAGCGGAUGUGUAAUUCUUAUAUUAAUCUUAUAUUUACUACAGUUUACCAUGGUUUUACUUCAAGUUUUAUUUUCUUCUGGUAAAGGGAGAGUUUGAAUAAAGUAGCUCCUUUUUAAUUAAAAGUGAGGCAUUUUCAAUUACAGGACACUUUCAAACAACAAUUUGGUUGCACAGUGCAAUAAAAUCAACGGAUUGAAGGAUUGAAAUUACAGACAAGCUUUCUUCAUCUUUCACUCACUAGUCCUGUAGGUGAAAAGAACUGGAUGAUCGGUGACGUGUUUGCCCAUUGCUAUAAAUCUGAAAUGCAACUGGGCUUUUAUACAACAGGUAACCUGGAGACAGGUAGAUACAAUAUACAGACACACCUCUAUGUACCUAAGAACUUACUGGAGAAAUAGUGUAGAUACUUCACUUUGUGUUGUAUAAGGAACAGUAGAUCCCAGUAUUAAGAAUUCAUUUAAAUAACUCUACGAACUGUGAACCUGAUUGUCAGAUUGCUGCUUUGAUAAAAUAAAAAAAUAAAAAAUAAAUAAACAUUUUCAGUUGAAAGCCCUUUGGAAAGAACUGAGUACUUAUUUAAUCAAGCUAAAGAGAUGCUCUCUUGGAAGUGCUAUAAUUGUGAGCGGUGUGGCAGUGACUUUGCCAGCCCCAUGGCUCUAAAGCAGCACUUCAGAGCUCGACACGUUGGCAAGGAAAUGUGUGACCGGUGUGGGAGUGAGGUCGAGAGAGAGAAGCUGCAGGAACAUGAGCAGGCUCACUAUGAAGAGACACAUGGAGCCCAGAAGCCUUCAGUCAGGACUACCCCGCUGCGUAGAGAGUCCCGCUUCCUGGCCUCCCAGACCUCAGUCACCUGCAGGAUGUGCCGGAGAGCUUUUGGGACCAGUUUUGGCAGAGAGCAACAUGAGAGGCAGGAUCAUCAUUUCACUGCCAGCAAAAGAGCUAGAAUGUCCACAGGAUUUUCACCAAACAGCAUAGUGGAUAUGAAAAGCUCCCAGCAGCUUGAGCAGUUUGUGGAAACGUGGCUCAGACCAGAGUUAGGGCUGAUGAAGACAGCCUGUGCUGGAGAAGUGGAGGCUCUGAUGGAGCUAAUUGAACAGUGCUGCCCGGUGCAUGUCUCCCGCGUGGUCAAGGGAGGGUCCUGUAUUAAAGGCACAGAUACACAGGACUGGUCUGACGUAGACGCUGUGCUGUUCAGUGACUCCUUCACGAGUCUGGAUGACUGCAGGAGGAGCCUCACACCAGCACUGGCAGCUCUAGAAAAAAACUUGAAGGAGACUGCGAUGACUAACAGGAUAUUGAUGGAAAAGAAGACGCCAUUCGCCCUGAGAUUUCAGUUCAAGUGUUUUAACAAUACACACAGUCACCAUUUCGAUGUCAUGUUGUGCUAUGAUACCCUGGGCCCCAGGCCAUCCAAAGAUGAUAAACGGAUGCUGUUCAGGAGGCUGUGUAACUGCGGGCACAGUGACGAGGCUCAGCUGCUCUCCCUUUCCCUGCUGCAAUACCAGGUGGAUUUUGUGAAGGCUGCUACACUGGGAGUCAAGGAUCUAAUCCGUUUGGUUAAGCACUGGUUCAGGACAUCCUUUGCCAAACCCAGCAAAGAAAACAGGUUCCGCCGGCUGCCUUCCUCCUACACGGUGGAGUUGCUCACCCUGCAUGCCUGGCAGCUGGCCGGGAAGCCCAUUUUCUUCAGUCUGCUCCAGGGCCUGAGAGCCGUCCUCAGACUCCUGCUGCGCUGUACGGAGCUCUGCAUCCUCUGGGAUGAGCUCUACACUCCCUACUGCCAGGUAGUCAGGAAGACACUGCAGCAACAAACCAGGCCAUUUAUUCUGGACCCAGCCAAUCCAACAUUCAACGUGUGUGAGAACUGCAAUGCCUGGGACGAGGUAGCUGUGGUCGCCCGGCAGAGCCUGCUGAAGCCUCUGCUGAAUGGUGUGCAGGCGAGUGGCCCCUGGCUCUUCACAGACUCCUGGUAGAAACAGACACUCAGAAUAACACUGUUCUGUGUUUCUGGACGAAUGUGUUGUUUAGAAAACAAGCCUAAAAACAACAUAGACAGUUAGACAGUCCUUUAUUUAGAAAAAAAUGAAUUUACAAGUGUGUCAUGCUUAAGUUGCUAAUUGUACAGAUUUCUCCAUAUUUAUUUUAUUUUGUAUCUUUUCUUUGCACAAGGAAAAAGCAAACCAACCUCAAAAGAGACAUUGUAUCUGAUUUCCUGUUUGAUGCCCUCACAAGGAAGUUAUGCAAUUGUGUAACUGUAAGGAGACACAGACAAAUCUGCUGAGAAAAGAGUAACUUUUAGAACACCCAAGAAUUAUUUUCCAGUCGCCGUGUCUCCUGUGAGUCACCAGAUUACAAGACUCCCACAUGAUUAUACUGCAGCAAGCCACUGAUCACUGACAAAGCAGACUGGAAACACUUCUGAAAGGGCAGCUGCUGUCUUUUUAUUAAAAAAUGGUAACGCUUUCUUUUGUGUUACUGUUAAAUUCAGUUAUAUUUGAAUAGUCACUUAAAUAUUUACCGUGCAAAAUAAAGCGUUGCAAAACAUAGCACUUGUUAAUGAAUUAAGUGACUGGUUAUUGAUUUCAUUAAUGUUUUGUUGAAACCAAGCAUGUGUUCAUUUUGAUGUGUAGUUUUUUUAAUUAAUGAGGGGUUUGCUAAUUGAGACAGACAUAUCAGGAGAGGCUGUGUGAUCCGCAAUGUGCUGGAGUGCUAAACCUUUCAGAAAACAUGCUGUAUUGAUUUUAGAAAUGUAGAAGUAUGUAUUAUUAAAAUAUUUCUAUUACA
Molecule: messenger RNA, 3805 nt
Organism: Polyodon spathula (Mississippi paddlefish)
Lineage: Eukaryota; Metazoa; Chordata; Actinopteri; Acipenseriformes; Polyodontidae
Product: 2'-5'-oligoadenylate synthase 1-like
Exons: 9
Coding region: 1615-2994 (459 amino acids)
Biological process (GO): regulation of ribonuclease activity
Cellular component (GO): nucleoplasm; cytosol; membrane
Molecular function (GO): 2'-5'-oligoadenylate synthetase activity; double-stranded RNA binding
Source: RefSeq, a predicted model, not a curated record